AUAAACAAAGUGAAUUUAUUAAUGAAAAAAGUGAUGAAAAAAUAGUGAAAGAAAAUGAGUGAGUACUCUAUAUACAUUAUACAUACUUUGGCACUCGUGAGUUUUCUACCCACACAUGUACAUAAGUGCUGAGUGUCAAAAUGGCUAAUAAAAAGAACCUUAAGAAGAAAUGUUCGCAACUGAAGUUCAAGAAACUAAAAUUGAUGAACCUAUCUGGAACUCGAGACAUACCUAACUUCCCUGAGUAUGAAUUUGUGGAGCCACCGGUAGAGCAGCCUGCUAGCCAGACGGAGGUCACAGCCGAGGUGCAAGACCCAGUGGAACAUGAAACAGUUCAAGACGUUGCUGAUCAGUCGGAAGACAUUACUAAACCAGUAGAAGAUGUUGCUGAUCAGUCGGAAGACAUUAAUAUGGAGUCUACAGAGGAGUUUGUAGAAUAUUGCAAGAAGCGAAAUCCAUCAUCAACGUGGAAUUACUUUCUAACAUCCAGCGACCGACAGUCUGCUAAGUGCAAGAUAUGUUCUCGAGUUAUAAAAACAUCCGGAUCAUCCACGAGUGGGUUACAUGGACAUUUGCGGUCGAGACAUAAGAUCAAAUUGGAUUUUGCUAAAAAAUGUUCUGAAAAGGCCUCGUCACGAGUCCAGAGUGAAGAACAUAAUAUGACUCUAGAUACAAAUUUAGUAAUAGUUAAGCAAGAACCAAUUACAGCCGAGAUCUCGUUUGAAGGUGAAGUACAAAACGAUGAAUCUAUUGAUGAUGAACCUAUUGCAAAGAAAAUAAAACAAGGAGAUGAUCGUUCUGAAUCUGAAUCAAUGAAGUUACUUAUUGCAAGAAUGGCAGCGCUGGAUGGAAUUUCUUUGAGCAAUUUUUGUACGUCGUUGGAUUUGCGUUGCCUUUUUGCUAAUGUAGGAUUUGAGCUGCCAACUUCAGUUGCAGAAGUUAUAAACAUAUUGACCGCAAAAGGUUAUAUUAUAAAGGCUGAAUUGGAGGAAAAAUUCGAGUGUUACAAAUAUGAAAAUUACAAAUUUUGUUUAAGUUUUCAACAAUAUCAGACGUCACGCAAUCAGUUUUACUUUUCUAUUAAUAUACACAAUAAGAAUCCAAAUUUUGGUGGGCCAAAAAACCUAGGUCUUUUUAAAGUUACAAUGCCAAUUGAAUUUGACGAAUUUCUAAAAAAAGUAAGUGCUUAUUUAAAUGAAUAUGACAUAACAUUGAAUGGUGAUAUAAUUGCAUUUACUUGUGAUGAUUCACUUACUUCAAAUGGUGUGGACUUUUCUAUUGUAAAUCAGACACAAUUAUGUUUAGCUCAAGCAGUACAGCAUGCUGUAGUUGAUAGACUAUAUCGAAAAGAAUUAAUACCAGAUAAUUUAGUUUACAUAAAUUCAGAUGAAAGCGAUGAAGAUUCUAUGGAUGAAAUAGAUAUGACCGAUCCAUUUCUUAUAAGGGAACCCAUUUCAAUUAACCCGCAACUAAUAUACAGGGACACAAUUGAUAAAGUAAGAAAACUUGUUCGUUAUUUUAAAAACUCAACAUCAAGAAAUGCUUAUUUGCAAAAUUUGGUAAGAAAAAAAUACGGUAAAGAAAUUCAUUUAUUAAUGGACUGCAAAAAACGUUGGACUUCGAUGUGUGAAAUGAUCGGGCGCUUCUUGAAAUUAAAAGAAUUAGUUCAAAAAUGUAUACAAUAUUUUGAGGUGGAUUUAUUUAUAAAUGAUGAAGAAUUACGACUGCUGACAGAAACCCAUGACAGUCUUGUUGUUAUUAAAGCAACAAUUACUGCAUUGUGUAAACCCAAUGCUAAUCUUCUAACCGCAGAUGCUGCACUGAGAUUUAUGUUAAGAAAAUUGGAUGAACAGAAAAACAAUACAAGUCUAAAUUUUGCAUUAAAGUUGAGAGAGUACAUUAAAGAGCGGCGUUCAAAGAUGUCUAGUAUAUUGCAAUAUUUGCACGAUCGCUACUCCUAUAAUAACUACGAGGAUCAUGAUACAUUUGUAAAACCAUCUUCUGAUGAGAUGGUAGACAUAUUAGUAUCAUUGCUGAAACGUUUAAAGCAAGAAAAAGACACCGAACAGGCAGAAGGAAUACCGAAUCGUAAAGAAGCAUAUGAAAAAUCGUUUGAUGAUCCGUUAGGAGCAGAAGACGAGGAAGAAUUAUCAAUAGAAAAACAAUUAGAGAAGGAAAUCAAUAAUACAUGUCAUGAUAAAUCACCAUCAAAAAAAUUGAAGUCGCAGCAGUUAGAUUUGAAAAGUAUAGUUAUGGGGGAAAUCAGUAUUUAUGAAAGUGUUGGGGGUAGUCGCGGAAUGUACUUGACGACGGCUUACGAAUAUCUAUUAUCUGUUGUACCAGCCAUAGCUGAAGCUGAACAAUACUUCUAUGCAUCAAAUCAUGCUUAUAAGACACUCAGCAAUCAUCCUGAUAAAAUAUUAAAUACUUUAUUUUUCUUGAGAUCCUAUUUUAUAGACCAAAAAUCAGAACAGUAGGUAAUUUAAAGUAAUUAAAUGGUUUUUAUAAUAUUUUAAUAAUACAUAUUAUAAUUUUGUUAAAAUA
Messenger RNA from Colias croceus (clouded yellow), 2544 nucleotides. RefSeq lists its product as uncharacterized. Bases 141 to 2477 code for a protein of 778 amino acids. The transcript has 3 exons. Lineage: Eukaryota; Metazoa; Arthropoda; Insecta; Lepidoptera; Pieridae. Gene Ontology annotation, molecular function: DNA binding. The record is from RefSeq and is a predicted model, not a curated record.